AUGGAUAAUAGCCCGCAGAAGAAAUUAAGAGGAUCCAUUUUAGAUAAGGUCAAUAAUAGGACGUCCAUCACAUGUUCUAAUGUUCCUGACUGCUUAUUCGAAGCCAAGACUGCUGAGAAGCAUUUCUGUAAGUUUGGCCGUGUACAGAGGAUUAGACUGCUGCCCAAGAAGCAUAUGUGUGUUAUAGAAUAUGACCACCCUGGGGCUGCAGAGAGGGCUGUCCUGAAUGCUGGUGCUUUUGACGGUUUUAUGUUCGAUGUCACUCGAUCAAAGCCUAGAGUGAGGCGGAAAAGUUCAAAAGACGAAGACCCUGAUUGGGUUCCGGAUCCUGAAGUGGAACAGGAAUUAAAUGCUAUGAGUGGUAUAGAGACUUACAAAGUUCCCAGGAAGAAAUUACCAGGUAUAGCAUCUGGUGUAGUCAUAUCAAAGGCCAGAGCAAUGGCACCACCAAUGAAGAAGAAAAUUCCAAUAACACCGAAACGCACUAAACCUAUCGUAAUGAAUCAACCAGCAUAUACUGAAGCUCCGAUAGUUGUAACGGCCACCACACUCAGUAAUCGUGAAGCUGCCAUGGAAUUAGACAAGCUAAGAUCCAGAGUUUCCCUCACUCCUGAUGAGAAAUGGAGGACGUUGGAUGCUAGAGAUAGGAUUUUAAGAGCUUGGGGCGGUGCUGGUUCAAGAGUAAAGGUUGGUGGAGCGACUAUUGGAACAUGUCCUGAUAUGUGUCCAGAGAAAGAAUUGUUACAUCGACAGUCUGAACAUCAGGUAAUGACAUUAGAGACCAUUCCUGGUUCAGAUGGUCUAUUGGAACCCUGGCGCGCGGUUAAACAAUACAGCCGUAGUUCAGCGGACCAAGAGAUACCUAUGUGUUAUGAACUUAGGCCGGCUCAGGUUCUCAUGAGAACUUGCUCAUAUUUGUUACAUGAAAUCGCUGACACUAAUAGACAGGUGACCCUGGCUGACUGGUUUCACUUCAUGUGGGAUAGAUUUCGUGGAAUUCGUAAGGAUAUCACACAGCAAGCUUUGUGUUGCGCUGAAUCAAUCAAAAUGGUGGAGAUCUGCGCUCGUUUCCACGCACACUGUGCGGCUCGACUAGCUGACUUAGAACAUACUCAGUUUGAUCAGAAGUUGAACACGGACAAUCUGACUAAAUGUCUGCAAACAUUAAAACAUAUGUAUGCAGAUGUUAGCCCUGAAUAUAAACCUAAUGAGGCUGAAUUUAGAGGAUAUAUUGCUUUGUUGAAUCUCGGUGAUGCUAACUUUUGGUGGGAGAUAAAACAACUACCAUAUGAGAUCCAGAAAUCUGAAUCAAUAACUUUCGCUUUACAAAUAUACGCUGCUCUUGAUAAUAAUAAUUAUGUGAGAUUCUUCCGCCUCAUCCAAGAGAAAGCGACAUACCUUCAAGCGUGUAUUCUAUUGAGAUAUUUCAAUGACGUCAGAGCUAGGGCCUUAGCCAGAAUAGUAAAAGCGUAUGCACCUAGAGGCGGGGCUCGUUACCCAGCGGAAGAUAUGCUGAAUAUUCUAGCUUUCGAAUCCAUAGAGAGCAUGAAGUCAUUCAUAAAUCACUAUGGCCUGCGAUUCGCGAAAAAUGAUGAAGAAUUAACAAUAAUUCUGAACAGAAAUCAAUUCAUUGAAGACAGUGACCCAUAUCCGUUAUCAAGAGCCAUAAAUCUCAUAGAAUCGAAGAGGCAAAAUACAGUCGGUGAGAUUAUAUCUGGCGGUCAAAUGCCUAGAUAUGAUUUUGAAAACGUACCUCUUUACACGAGCUUCAGUAUUGAUGGCAGAUUGAAAGAAGUUUCUUUAUUAGCUGAAGAUUUAGGUUAUAAUACCAUAAACGAUAGCGAAAAAGAUGUCCAGGCCUUAAAACUAGAGAUGCAAAAACUUUCGCAGGAAGGCAGAAUACUUGGUGUGUCACAGAAGAUUGAGCCAAGGAAGACUUUAUUUGUUAAACAAGAAGACAGUCCUAGACGAGAAACCGUAUUUGCUAAACCUGCCGUUGAGAUUAAUUCAAAUAUUAAUAAAUUUUCCUUCCAACCACCUAUUCCGGUAGCACCAACAGAAGUAAUAACCAACUCACCGGAAAAAGUGUUGGAUAGUCCGAAAAACAUAUUCACUUUCUCCAAGCCUCAGAAGAUUGAAACAAAUGUGUACCAAUCUAAGUUAUCUUCGAAUUUGUUUUCACGUCAGGAUAACGAUAAAUAUAACGCAGAUUUAUCGAAGCCGAACAUAUUCGCGUCAGCAAACAAUAGCAAGAAUGUCUUUGAAGUUGCUAAAAGUGCAUUUAAACCUUCUGAAUCUAGUGAUGUUUUUAAGAAACCAGUUAGUAAUUCUAUGUUUGGACAACAAAUAAACAAGAACGAAGCCACGAGUGGCAAUAUAUUUACAAAAAGCACAUUAUUUUCACAAACAGAUCCAAAGAAUAUAUUCUCAACCGGUAGACCAAAUGUAUUUGGUAAGACGCAAGAAAGCAAUGAUAAAAAUGUUAAUAUCUUUUCUAAGCCAAUGCAAGAUAAACCCAGUAAUCUGGGACAAGUUUCGAGCAUUUUUGGCUCAAGCAGCAAUGAGACUACAGCAAAAUCUACUUUUAAAUUAGGAAAUAACAAUACGAAUCCAGUUCCUUAUUCUAAUGGCGAUCCAUCAACAGCGACGUCCCCAGGAAGUUUAUUCAAAAGUGCCAACCAACCAUCAUUUCCAAGCAACAAAUUUACAAUAUUUCAAAGUAAAAACAAAGCUCAGACAGUUGCUGAUAAUAUAUUCAAUUCAGUUAAAGCACCACAGACCGAUGUUUACGAUUUCGAUCCCAAUCAAGAUAACACUGAGAAACACGAGCAAGAUAUUGAACAAAAGAUGAGAGAAGAGGAAAUUAAGAGGCAGGAAGAAAUAAAAAGGCAAGAAGAAAUAAAGCGAUUAGAAGCUGAAAAACUAAGAAAGGAAGAAGAACGAAAGAGGGAAGAACAAAGAAGAAUAGAAGAAGCGAAGAAAUUAGAAGAAAUAAAGAAAAAGGAAGAGGCAAAAAAACAAGAAGAAUUAAGAAAGAAAAUGGAAGAACAAAAACGACUCGAACUUAAACGAAUUGCAGAAGAAAAAGAGAGAAAAUUCAAGGAACGAGUUGAAAAAGAAUCUCAAGAACUCAUAGAAGAACUUGUUAAUGAAUUAGAAGAAGAAACAGUCAGAAGUAUACUGAAAGAGGAAGUGGAGGACUUUAACAAGUUGCUGUCAUACGCACGCGAUUUUAAUGAAAAUAUAACUAUGGAAUUGCUAAACGAAAUAUGUACAUCAGAAUUAAAAGCUGAAAUAUUUAGAACCAAUAGGAUUAUGAAGAAAUGGUAUUAUAUUUGGCGUAAACAUUUUAUGAGAAAUUUCAAACGACGCAGUCUUCUAGACGAUACGCCAUUGUGGUUGCCAGAUAGAAGUCCGUUACAGGAAGCGAGAUUAUGGAAAAGGCGGUCGGAGAAAUCUGCCCUGGAUAAUAUGAAUGCUAUUCACAGAGGAUAUAAAUUUGUUGGUGAAUUGAAACAACUCCCUACUCCUAAGCAAUAUAAUUUACUAGAUAUAAUAAGGUCGCCUCUUAUAAAACGUAUGAAACAAAUAGAAUAUCCCUACGACAAGUGUUUCUUUUGGAAAGCUUUAGUAGUAUCUCCUGGAGCUAAUGAAUAUUUACAUAGAAAAAUAAAUGUUAGAAAAUGGAUUCAAGACGUCUUUAGCGAUGGGAGACGGCAUGAUAUAGGCGAUGGUUUGAUUCACGUGGAAAAAGAAUCGUGGAAUAAAUUGAUGGACUUUGCUAUAUCUAUUAGUUUAUUAAAUAAAGAUACCUUACAAGAGUCUAAUGAAGCUUUAAGUGGCGCAAAUGGUAUAUUAGUAUACGUUACAGAAAAUGAUAGCAACAUUGACUCAAUUAUUGAGCUCAUAAUGAAACAGAAGCAUCAAUAUCAAAUAAUUCCCAUCGCAGUCAUUAUGCCAAAUAAAACUAUUAUAGACAGGAGAUGUCUAGAAGAAAAAUUUACGUUUUGGCUGAAUAACAAUAUCAUAUCAGCAUAUAGAUUUUUUUAUGUGGAUUCUAUGAAUGUUGACAAAUCAAUGGAUUCUUGUACUAAAAGCGCUUUAAAGUGGCUAUCCAGAAACUAUCCAAAACCUCCACCUCUCGAGAUAGAUUAUCUCAAAUCUAUCUGUCAAAGAUAUCUUGGUAAUGAUAUAUGGGCUAGGUUGAAGUCGGAUAAGGAUCAUAGGACUAAUUACGUACUUAAAGAUUUACAAAAACUAGUAACCUGUUACAACAAAGCAGUUGACAAGUUAUGUAAUGUUAUAACCAAUGAAGACCUAUUUAAUUAUCCUUCAUUUCCUCUAGAAUUUGUCAAGUAUUUAGAUAGCUCAUCCCCAUAUCCCAAGCCAUUU
Danaus chrysippus (African queen) is the source of this 4392-nucleotide messenger RNA. NCBI's taxonomy places the organism in Eukaryota, Metazoa, Arthropoda, Insecta, Lepidoptera, Nymphalidae. The record is from the annotation of a GenBank genome assembly.